Messenger RNA from Patiria miniata (bat star), 5361 nucleotides. Its product is annotated as arginine/serine-rich protein PNISR-like. Gene Ontology annotation, cellular component: presynaptic active zone; nuclear speck. The transcript has 12 exons. Lineage: Eukaryota; Metazoa; Echinodermata; Asteroidea; Valvatida; Asterinidae. The coding region runs from base 280 to 3123 and encodes 947 amino acids. Gene Ontology annotation, molecular function: RNA binding. The record is from RefSeq and is a predicted model, not a curated record.
CAUCUACAUAUCGAGAGAAUAAGCAUGGCGGUCUUUCUACGGGGUUUACGUGCACCGAGUUUAGCCCAAGGAAUCGUCAAACUAAACUGGUCACAAACGCAAGACCUUCCCUUCUGUUGACAACCAGAGAUCCUUAAAAGAUUCAAGCAUCCGUUCACAAAUAGUAAUCGUCAGACAGGUACAUUACUGACCUCUGACUUCCAGGUCAGGUCAGUGAAGGGUCAAGUAGUUAAAGGUCAUUGAGUGGUCUGCUGUGACCUCCAUUGGUAUCGGGUAACAAUGUGGCCCGCCCAUGGGGGCCAGUGGGGGGCUCAGGCCCAGCAACAUUACUUGGCCAACGAAGGCACUGAUUGGGCCGCCCUUGCCCAAGAGUGGAUCCGCCAGCGUCUGGCCGUGGAUGCCUUAGCCCAGGAAGCCCGGGAACAAGAACAGCAUCAUCAUCAUCAUCAUCCCCCUCCUCCUCUUCCUCAGGAUGUCCCGCCUCCGUUACCUGACCAGCCCCCGCCUCCGUUGCCUGGCAACCAUCAGGAGAUGCCACACCCUCCACACAAAGACAACAGAGACCCCCAUGGUGUAAAGCAAUGGCACCAAGAUGACUUGCCUAUGCCCCCUCAGCAUGGAGGAUUCUUCAACCCCAAUGUUUGGGAGCCCAUCAACACCAACAUGCCACCCCCUGGCCAUCCCCACCACCCAGACACCCAGCUCAUGCAUGCCCCUCCACCCAUGCAGGUGCGACCCCACCUACCCCCACCUCCUCACCCCUUACCACCCCAUCCCCCGCCUCCUCUGCACCCAUCGAUGCCCCCUCAGCAUAAGCCACCCCCUCAGCUUCAGCCACCCCCGCUUGACGACAAGCCCCAAGUCCAGACCUUCGACUACGAUCACGGUAACCAAGGCAACCAGGGUAGUCAUGGCAAUGGUCAGGUGGCUCCGCAGACCUUCGAGCACAACCACGGGCUGGGAGUGCACGGCAUCAAGUCCGAGCUAAGUCACUCCGACUCGCCGCAUCGUCACUACGAGUUUGACGAGUUUGACAACCAGCAUCCUCCGAGAGAGAAGAUGAAGGAUGAACAUGAGCAGGAUGAGCAGCGUUACCAUGACUACCAUCCUCCUCCAACAAUGCAGCAUCAUGAAGGAAUGUACCCACAAGAUGAGCACGCCUUCGCACCAAACCAAGACUUCUACUACCAGCAGCAGCCUCCAUCAGACUGGUCCCACCAAGGGCUCCACCCAGACCCCCAUCAGCCACGCCCAGACAUGGGGGUGGGGGUCCCGCCUCAUGUUGAUCAGAUGCUGAGGAUGGAUCGUCAUGGCAACAUCAUCCAGGACAGACACUCUCACAGGAGUUUCCACAGACACGCGGCUGAGGAGCCCGAGGCCUUGGCAGGAACAGCUGAACUUGAUGCUAUCAAGCGCAAGUUGCUGCCGGCCUGGAUCCGGGAAGGCUUGGACUCCAUGGAGAGAGAGAAGCAGAAGAAAAUAGAGAAGGAACGACAGGAGAAAGAGAAGAAGGAACGGCUGGCGGCGAGGAGGAAAGCAGAGCAAGAGGUGGAGAACGAAAUCAGGCUGGCUCAGGGGCUGCCGCCGAAGUCUAAAUACGAUGACAGCGAUGAGGAGUCGGAACAUUCUUCCAAGAAAUCUGAGGAGUCUGAUGAUGAAGCGAAGCCAAAGGAAGGAUCUUCAUCCCAGACUGGGGAAGACGAGGAAGAGGGGGAGGCGGAGCCUGAACCUCCUAAGACGGAGGAGGAAAAAAGGGCCGAAAUGAUGAUAAAGGUGAAACAACUGAUGGUUGAAACUCUCCUGAGCGUGACGAAUGAAGAGAUGAGGUCGGUCGCAGAGGAGGUUUACAAGAGAGCCAAGUUCAAGGCUAAACAAGCCCAGAGCAAGAUCUUGUCAGUGUCCAGCUCGUCCGCACUGGCUUCCAUCUCCAAGCUCGGAGGACUGACGUCUUACGGCACGGACAGCGAUGACAGCGGAUCGGAAGAAGAGGAGGAUAAGGAGGAGGUAGACAGUGACGAGGAGCUACAUAUAUGCAUCAGAGAGAAGACCCGAGCCUGGUCUAUGCGUAAACGAGAAGAGGAGGAAAAAUCUGAAGAAGAGGAAGGUGAUGAAGAAGAUAAGAAGAGUGAUGUCAAACAAGAGGUGGCUUCUCCGGUACGAGAGGAUGCCAAACAAGGAAAGGAGAGCAAGUUAAGUCCGGCCGCAGACUCCAAGCCUUCUGUUACUGCCAAGACCAGCGAUACGGUGAAAGAGAAGAAGCGAAAGCGCAGAAGAAGCAGCAGCAGCAGCGGCAGCGAUUCAGGCAGCAGCAGCAGCAGCUCAGAUAGUAGCAGCUACAGCAGCAGCACAAGCAGCACGUCCCGCAGUCGCAGCAGGUCGCGUAGCAAAGAGCGGCAUAGACACAGGAACCGAUCGCGCAGCAGAUCUAAAAGCAGAGAACGAAAACGUUCUAGGUCCCGAGAGCGGCAGCGUAAAGAACGCUCGCCGACCCCAGAAAGAAAAAGGCAUAGAAGCCGAGAACGGGAGCGGCGGAGAAGUCGUGAUCGCGACAGAAGUAGAUCUCGUUCUUCUGGUCGAGAGAAAUCGCGCCGCCGCUCUGAGCACUAUGAAAGUGAGAGUAAGCGACGAGAGUCGCACCGAAGUUCUCACAGAAGCCCCACCCCUAAAUCCAGUAAGAAACACAAAAGCAGCAGCAGCCGCAGAAAGCGCGAGGACUCGGAGGACGAUAUGCGCGAUCGCGACAGCUCCUCAAGUCAAAGCACGUCCAAAUCUAGUUCCAAGCGUAAAAAGCGAAGCAAAACAAGCGGGCAGGACAAGAUCAAGAGGGAGAAAAGCGAUCACAGCAGGUUGCACGAGAACAGCAAGUCCAGGGACUCGGAGAAGCGAAGCCGGGACAAGAAGGAACGACGGAAGCGAUCCAGGUCGCGAUCGCCUGAGCACAAAUCCUCGAGAAGUCGCAGGGAGAAAUCUCGAUCCAGGAGCUCCGAGAGGAAAUCAGAUCGUCGUAAACGGAAGAGGGAGAGGUCAGAGAGGUCAGAGUCCAGGGAGGGGUCACUCGAAAGGUCACAUAAGAGCAGCUCCGGUAAGAGGUCUGGUCGAGAACACAGGAAUAGCACCAGAUAAAGAUUAUCCAACUCUGGCUGGAUUGUCUUUGUAAGAAGAUUUCCAACUGCCUAGGUAAAUAUUUAACAAGCAAAGUGGCAGGUCUAGGAAAAAAGAAAAGAGAAUUCGCUACUUGUUUCAACAAAUUGCAAUAAUUAUUUUUAGAAUCUGCUUGGUCCCUUAACUGAUUUUUCCUUUUUUUUUCACUUAACAAAAACUGUUGUUGCUUAAUAGAAAAGGGUCAGUCUGCCAACUACACAAAAUCUGUUUUCCGCUGGAAAUUUGUGGCUUAGAGAAAACAUGUUUUCAGCCAAAGUUUAUGAGAUGUGUAUUGCUUAAGACAAGUGUCUCAUUGGUCUUUGUUGCUCAGCGCAAAGACUUCCACUAAGCAGCCAAAGUCAAUUUGCUGAACUCAAAAUUUGGAUUUGAAUUAUUUGCCUUCCUCUUUGCUGCAAUUCUAGAUCUGCCACUGAGUUAUUGGUUAGCGAUUGUUCCUUGUACAAACUACUUACCAGAGGAGUGUUUUGGAGAAUAAAUUGGAACAUUUUUGUUUUGUUUUGGGCAUUGUUUUCAGAUUUCCGGUUCAAAUUAAUGAGUAUCCACCACAAUGUAUUUAUGUAUGCCUUGGAAAGAUCUUACAUUUUAUCAAGUUGGUUAUUAAUGUGAAAACAAUUAGAAUUAAGUUAUCACGUUUUUAUAUAGCCUGCAUCUUCACUGGAAAUAAUAUGAGCAUUUGGAAUUUUAUGGAAUGUAGAAUGUUAAUGCAUAAUUAUCCUAAACAAUUUUUUCCAUAAAGUAAAAAAAUUCUUAGUGUCAUUGCAUGCUUUGUACAAUAAUGUAAUAAGGGCAUUACAGUGGACUCUCGGGUUCCUCAGGACUACCCUGCUCAAUCCAACAAAAUCCAACGGUUACUUCCUGCUCAAUCCAACAGAAUCCAACAGGAGCAAAUUUUAAGUUGUCUGCGUGUCGUGAUCCAACAGAGUCCAACUUGGCGUUAUUUAUCAGUACCCAACAGAAUCCGACUCUGAAUAUGUACAUUUGUACGAGGGGUUUACUGCUCAAUCCAACAGGUUCCAACGGGUUUAUGAUAAAGUUGGAUCCUGUUGGAUUCAGCAGGGGUACUGUUGGACAUUCGUAACCUCUAGGGGGUGGUGCGAUAUACGUAGGUCUUCAUUAUAAAAUCAAACAGGGUCCAACGGUUACUUUCUGCUCAAUCCAACAGAAUCCAACUGUACCUAAUUUUAAGUUGUCUGCGUGUCGGGAUCCAACAGAGUCCAACUUUGCGUUAUUUAUCGGUACCCAACAGAAUCCGACUCUGAAUAUGUACAUGUACAUUUGUACAAGGGGUUUACUGUCAAUCCAACAGGCUCCAACGGGUUGAUGAUAUAGUUGGAUCCUGUUGGAUUCAGCAGGGUUAGGGUUACAAAUUCAGCCAGACCUAGCAAAAAGGUUUGUUAUAUCCGAAUGUUGCAUUAAGAGGAGUGCCAGUCCCAUUCACUGUGCACAUAAAGCACCGUCGGGACCAAGGCUUUAUGUUUGCUAUAACCAGAAUUGUAUUAACAGUUUUUGUAUUGACGAGAGUCGACUGUAGUUCCUUUUGUUUUGAACUCGCCUAAACAGCUGGCAAAAUGCUGCCCUAAUGUUUUCAGAAUUAACUUGACAGUCGGCAGUGAUACCAUGUUGACUAUCGGCAGGAUUCAUUUUAUAUGCAUGCAUGUUAUUAAUUUAUAAGGGAAUUUGUAUACAAAACACACAACUUGAAAAUAGAAGAUGGCGACAAUGCCACAGAACGUAGAAGAAACAGUUGGGACUUUCUUUGUCAAAAAAACACAUUUUCUUUGUUACAAAUAGGCAUGAAGAUGGACUUUUGUCAUUGUAAUUUCUAUGAUGUUGAAGAAAGCUUGGCAUGUUUGCGCUCCGAACAACUCUGAAGUUGGUUACGAUUAUACAUCAUUGCUUUCUUAAAUGAAUUUGACUAAAGGGUUAAAGAGGAAUAACAUCUGCAUGCAAGAAAUGUGGCGCCAAAAAUCAACUUAAUUAUGGGAGAAUGUUCUGCCACACAUUGUUAAUUGAUAGUGUCAUGGUUUUUUUCUGUGUUGGGUUAAUUUUUAUUGGGAAAACAGUGGCAAAAUAUUCGAACUUUUCAUUAUUUGUACAUUAGUUUUUGUACAGUCUAGCAAAAUGUUGUUGAAAGGAACAGCCUGAGAGUGAUGUCAAUGCAUUCAUGUAAUAAAGUUUUUUUUUAAUUCGAAAUUGAAA